AGCUAGGAGCUAGUUGUGUGAUGUCAUGGGAGUGGCGGAAGUGGAACAUGAGUAGGAAAAUUAAACUGACUGAGGAGAAUUGCUAGAUUAGUUAGUACGUAAGUGCAGUGAGGUAUACGCGUAGUGCGGUUUUAUUGUGUGGUUGCGAUGAUCAAGUGCGUGCAUUUAUGUUAAUAAAAUGUAUUCGCCGCAAAUAAAAUAUUUUCUUACAGAAACCGUAGUGUAGGUAAAUCUCAAUAUGAAUUUAUAUUUAUUAAUUUGAGAGGCACAUAAAUUGGAGAUAAUGGGGUCAUUUCAAAAAUUAAAACUAUUGGUAUGGAAGAACUUCCUCCUUCAGAAGAGACAUAAAUUUCAAACAUUGUUUGAAAUUGCUUCACCUGUGAUAUUUUCACUAUUUUUAAUUUUAAUAAGAUGUCUUGUGGAUCCAAAAGAAAAACCGGAAAUUUCUUAUCCACCAUUUCAACCAAUGUAUUAUAAUGCUACUGGAAGAGAGAUUGGUAACAUCACAACAGCAAAACAACAAGGCACAUUAGCAUUUUCACCUGAUGGUGCAUUACCAAGGAAAGCACUAAAAGAUGCCCUAGAAUUUGUAGCAAUGGAGAACCUUAGUGGUCUACUUGCACUCCUGUUUGAUCCUAAAAUGCUGCCAGAACCUAAGGGAUUUAAGGAUGCUAAAAGUAUGGAGAUAGCUCUAACCCAGCCAAAUGCUAUGAAAUCUAUUCUUACUGGAGUACAAUUUGAAGAUAGCAUGGCCAACGCCACUAAAUGGCCCGAGAAUGUCGUGAUCACGAUACGAUUCCCCGCCACGAUGAGGACGCCGAUGGUCGACAACCCUAUAAGGCUAAGUUGGAGGACGAAUCUCUUGUUCCCUUUGAUCACAAAACCUGGCCCGCGAGAACCUGACGACAAAUAUGGCGGGAAAACACCAGGCUAUUCCCUAGAGAUGUUCUUAGCAGUCCAACACGCAGUAUCGCAGGCCGUAAUAAAAGAGAAGUUAGGAAAGCCGUUGGACACUAAAGUAUUACUGCAGAGAUUCCCUCAGUUAGCCUACAGAGAUGACCAGCUGUUGAUUGCCCUGGAGAAGUUUAUUUCCAUGAUAAUAAUGCUGUGCUUUGCGUAUACAUUUGUAAAUACUGUGAGGGUUGUGACUUCUGAAAAAGAGCUGCAGUUAAAGGAAACAAUGACAAUAAUGGGCUUGCCGUCUUGGCUGCAUUGGCUGGCAUGGUUCAUCAAGCAAUUCUCAUUCGUUCUCAUUUCCGUAAUUCUUAUGGUGAUUUUAUUGAAGAUACCAUUUAACUCCACCGAAACUGGAGUCCGCUACUCGGUGCUCACGUUCACGCCUUGGUCGGUGCUUUUCUUUUUCAUGGUGCUAUUCGUCAUCGCUUCAUUAGCAUUUUCUUUUAUGGUCAGCGUGUUCUUCACUAGAGCUAAUACCGCCGCGUCAUUCAUGGGCCUCGCUUGGUUUACGACAUACUCAGUGUAUAUGCUCACCCAAAUUAUUUACGAGGAUGUUCACUGGUUUAAAAAGAUGAUGCUGAGCCUAAUUUCGAAUGCGGCAAUGGGUUUUGCCUUUCAGAUGCUUGUUACGUGUGAGGGCACUUCAAGAGGCCUACAGUGGGGUGAAUUCUUCAAACCUAUAUCUUACCACGACGAUUUCAUGCCUGGGCAUGUGGCCAUAAUGUUGGUCCUGGACACAAUACUGUACAUGCUGAUUGCUAUGUACGUGGAGAAAAUAAUACCGGGGCGAUAUGGAGUGCCCCUGCCGUGGUAUUUUCCUUUUACGAAAAGUUUUUGGGUGCCAAAUAAAAUCAAAGUUGCAGAUUUUGCUAAUAAUUCAGAUGCAGAAUAUAAAAAUGCGUUGCUGAAAGUGGUUCAUGACGAAGAACCAGAUGCAAUACCCACGGUCAAUAUUAAAAAUCUUACAAAAAUUUAUAAAGGACGCAAAAAAGCAGUAGACAAUUUAAACUUGCGAAUAUACGAAAAUGAAAUCACUGUAUUAUUAGGACAUAAUGGAGCUGGGAAAACAACAACGAUAUCUAUGCUGACAGGUACCGUGCCACCAACAUCAGGAACGGCGACGGUAAGCGGCUUCAACAUCGUAACAGAGACGGAGCAGGCGCGCAAGUCGCUCGGCAUCUGUCCGCAACACAACGUGCUCUUCCCGGACCUCACCGUCGAGGAGCACCUCAUAUUUUACUCCCGGUUAAAAGGAGUGUCGCCUAGUCAGUUACAUAGCGAAGUAGAUCAUUUUGUUAAGCUGUUGGAGUUGGAAGACAAGAAAGACGCAUUAUCAAGUAAUCUAUCAGGCGGGCAGAAACGUCGACUCUCAGUCGGGGCCGCAAUGUGCGGGAAGUCGCGGGUUGUCCUACUAGACGAGCCCACUUCUGGUCUCGACCCGGCCGCCAGGAGGGGCUUAUGGGACCUCUUGCUCAAAGAAAAGAAAGGUCGCAGCAUAAUCCUCACAACGCAUUUCAUGGACGAGGCAGACGUCCUCGGCGACCGAAUCGCCAUCAUGGCCGGUGGUAAACUACAAUGCAACGGCACGCCAUACUUCCUCAAGAAACAUUACGGCAUCGGCUACAAACUAACCAUUGUAAAGGCCGAGAACUGCAACGUCGACGAUGUGACGAGUUUCUUCAACCACUAUAUACCGGAUAUUAAGGAAAACUCUAAUAUAGGUUCCGAGUUAACGUAUAUCCUACCAAACGAGAACGUUAGCAAGUUCCCUGAAAUGCUGAAACAAUUUGAGGAGAGAAGAGAAGCUUUGCAUGUUUCAAGCUACGGUCUUUCGGUCACCAGCCUCGAAGAAGUUUUUAUGAAAGUGGGAGCGGAAAAAACAGAUGGAACUUCAUCUAUUGAUCUGAAGAACAUGCAUAAUGACCACGCUAUAGUACCUAUGGACAAACACUAUCAAAACAAUUUAGAUACAGAACCGAUACAGAAAGAGAGAGGAUUAAAAUUGCUCAAAAACCACAUAAAGGCUAUGUUUCUUAAGCUAGCAUACAAUUCGACCAGGAACAAACUUACAAUGUUCAUACAAAUUAUAUCACCAAUCAUCAACAUAUGUUUAUCAGUAAUUAUAGCGAGGUCUUGGAACUUUAUUCGUUCGUUGCCCCCUUUAACACUUAGUUUGGAGAGUGGGUUUAAGAAAACGCAGACACUAAUAUCGUCCAGUCCUGACAUAGAAGCUGGUAGUAUGGGCCAAAAGUUUCAGAACGCGUAUAAAAAUUACUUCAAGCAAUCCAAGUACCCUGGCAUGUCAUAUAAUGACAUCGCAACAAUGGACAUGGGGCAUUACUAUCUGAAGCUGAGUAGAGAGGACCCAGAGCGUGUUCACUACGAGAACGUCAUAGGCGCAACGUUUGAGCCCGACUCCAUCACGUGCUGGUUCAGUAACUACGGGUACCACGACUCUGCCAUCUCGCUCGCACACGUGGAUGAUGCUAUGAUGCGUGCUGCUCUGCCCGGAAGCUCUUUGAAAAUCGUCAACCAUCCGUUACCAUAUAGCAUCGAGAAUCUUCUGAGAGUGAUGGCCACUGGUGGGACUAUGGGUUUUCAAUUUGCAUUCAACAUGGGAUUUUGUAUGGCGUUCGUUGCAUCGUUUCUGGUGCUCUUUGUGAUUAAAGAGCGCAUAAGCGGCGCGAAGCUCCUUCAGCGCGUCUCGGGCGUGCGGCCAGCCGUUCUGUGGGUCUGCGCUUUGGUAUGGGAGUGGAUAUGGCUAUUGACCAUCCAUCUUACCAUCAUCAUCACUCUGGCGUGCUUCCAAGAGGUUACGCUAUCCACGCCAGAUGAACUAGGAAGAGUGCUAUUAGUUCUCAUGGUAUUUUCGAUAGGAAUUAUACCUCUACACUAUGCAGCGUCUUUCUGCUUCGACGCAGCCGCUACAGGGUUUUCAAAAAUGUGCUUCUUUAAUGUAUUCACGGGAUGCAUGCCUUUCCUCAUCACGGAGGUGCUGAGACUGCCAGAAGUGGGCAGCCCGUUCUAUGCAAACUUGUUCGAUUGGAUAUUCUCCGUGCUGCCACUUUACUGCUUAUGUAGAAGCUUAAGAGAUAUGAGCGUGUCAGGGUUCGCGCUGACAGCGUGCGAUGCUCUCUGUGACCAAUUCGUGAACAUAGAAAACUGCACGAGACAUACCUUAUGCAGCAAGUUGAACAUCAGCGUGUGUUGCAUUGAAGACUACCCAUUUUUGGACUGGGCAGAGCCCGGAGUCGGUCGAUAUCUGUUCAUGAUGGCCUUCAUGGGAGUGUUGGUCUUCACCGUUAUGCUUCUCAAGGAAUACGAAGUUAUGAACAAGGUAUUCUACAAGACGAGCCCGCCACCGCCGCCGCCCGACAACGAUGAAGACCAAGACGUCAGGCGCGAGCGGGCGUACGUUCACUCUCCCAUCUCGGCCCGCGACAGUCUCAUCUGCAGAGAUCUCACUAAAUAUUACGGCGACUUCCUCGCCGUCAAUAGGCUGUGCCUUUCCGUACACAAAGCUGAAUGCUUCGGGCUACUCGGGAACAACGGCGCCGGCAAAACCACCACAUUCCGAAUGCUCACCGGCGACGUCAGAAUAUCCAGCGGAGACGCCUUCGUUCUCGGGCUGUCCAUCAAGACGCAAUUGCAGCAAGUCUACAGACAGAUAGCAUACUGCCCUCAGUUCGACGCGCUGCUAGACAACCUGACCGCACGCGAACACUUGCAAAUAUUCUGUCUCCUCCGCGGCAUCCCGACGCGGCUGGGCUCCGACCGCGCCUGGCAGCUCGCCAACGCGCUAGGCUUCGCUAAACAUUACGAUAAACAGGUGUAUCAGUGCAGUGGAGGCACAAAAAGAAAGAUCAGCACAGCAGUGGCAUUAAUGGGCGACUCACAGCUUCUUUUCUUAGAUGAACCCACAACAGGCAUGGACCCGGCCUCGAAGCGCCUGGUGUGGUCGUCCGUCAGCUCGGCGGUGCGCGCGGGGCGCAGCGUGGUGCUGACGUCGCACAGCAUGGAGGAGUGCGAGGCGCUCUGCUCGCGGCUCACGGUCAUGGUCAACGGCGCUCUGCAUUGCUUGGGAUCACUACAGCACCUAAAGAGCAAGUUUUCGCAAGGGUAUACACUCGUGGUAAAGUGUCAAGCUGGGCAUCAAAGGAGUAGCGAUUUGGAAAACAUCAAUAGCGUAAUAUUAGAACGUUUCAACGAAAUAACUCUUGUAGAAUCGUACCUAGGCAUCAACACGUACUACAUAAAAGACACGGGCCUGCAGUGGUGGCAGGUGUUCCACGUGAUGGAGGGGCUGCGCGCGCAACUCCCCAUGGAAGACUACUCCGUCACGCAGACCUCUCUCGAACAGGUGUUCCUCAAGUUUACUAGGACCGGCUCCAGUGCUAAACACAAAGCCGGGUAAGGACAACUUGGUUAUGUAUUUGAAGUUAAUUUUCUUUAAGAACGACGGGCAAAUGAUUAAGAAAUUAUAUUACGACCGUUCGGAAAAAUACCAUAUGCAUAAAGUGAGGCAAUAUAGCGUAGGUCUCGAUAUAUCUGAAUUGUACAGCGUACACCAUCGUAUAAUAUCUCGUGGAUCAAGUUUUUUUACUGUAUAACGAUAUUUUGCUCUACUACGUAGUCUACUUAUUUAUUCUUACUUAAAAAGUUAAGUGUCUAAAUUUGGUAAAUGAAUCUCUAGCUGCUCGCGUGCAGCUCGUUGUUCUAUAUUUUACUUGCGAUACCCAAUUACCUACGUAUUUAUACUGAUUAAUGUAAGUACCUUACGGGUAAAACCACAAAUCUUGCCGAAAACUAUAUACUUACCUUGAUAAUACUAAUGUAUAUGACCAACAUUUGUAUACAAAGUUAAAAACAAAGUUGGUUGUAUCAAGCGAUUAAAACAUAACAUACAAUCAUAGAUUAAGAAUUAAGAUAUUAUAUAAAGGAAACUAUAUAUUGAUAAAGUUUCGAGUUACCUAUUAAAUGUACUUAAAUUUGAAAUGGCUCCUUAAGAUGACGUUCAUGAAUUUAUCGAAUCGAGCAUAAUUUUUUGUAAUUGUAUAGGCUUUACUAGUUGCCUAAAUGGUCAGGUAUAUGAAAACAUAAAUAUCACUCGGUAAAAAAUCGGUCGAAAAUACCACAAAUCGACCUGAGUGAAUCUCAUCUCGCCUUACACAAGCUAGGAUUAAAAACUUUACAUGGGUAUUCAGUAUUCAUGUUACCGUAAAAACGAGUUUUUAAUGAAAAUUAGUUUCCGAAUCGUCCCAGUUAAAACGUUUUCACUAGUUAAAACUAGUUUUCCGUAAGGGAUCAGUGAAAACUAGUUUUAAUUUGGAUUUUUCACUCAAAACUAGUUUUUACAAAGUUCCUUGGUAAAUACUAGUUUUAAAUAGGGAAAACGUAUUUUAACUAAAAACGGUUUAUACUGUGACAUAUAAUUAUAUAGGUGUAUAAAUGUUUGUGAGUGUUUAGACGAUCGUACCGUUAUCGUUUCUGUGUUUUAUAAUGCCUUACCAGUGUUGUUAAAACAAACCUGAGGCGAUAGAUAAUAAACACUGCCAAUCUAGUCAGUUGCGUUCCUCUUCAAUGUAGAUGGCGCCACUUUAAUUUUGUUACAAAAUUCAUAGAAAAUGAGCAACAGAAUACUUUAAAAUUGUAUAGACGUAAUUGAAAAUACAAGAUCUCAAUUAUUUAUUUAUAAUGCUGAGUAUUGGCUACGUGAGAAGUUUGUGGUGGGACUGCAGGGGGAAAUACAUACGACAACAACGCACGGGAUGGGAAAAUGUGAAUUUUCGUGCGAUGACAUCUUCAUACUGUUUGAUAGCUGCGAACUGUCAGAUGACUAAUGUUCCCCAGACCCGUCAGGGCGGCGCUACUGUCAUGCACAGAGCGAAACCUUAAAAUCUUGUUACAUGUCAUAAUAAAAGUGGAAAUCAAAACGCUACACAAAUUAUGUGAUGUGUGAGACUGAGACAUGUCUAAAUCAAUAACAAUACAGUUUUUUAGAAGGGGAAGCAAAGUUUUUAUAUUGAUUAGCAGACUUUAUUAUUUAAUCCUUCUCUUUGCUUAGAACUUACUUUUAGAAUCUCUCAUGAUCUUACUUUUUAAAUUUAAGAUUCACUUCAACUACGAGUACACGUGUGAUUUAUUGUGAUGGAAAUUUUGAUUAUUAUAUUUUUACAUUAAGGAAUAUUUUUGAUGUCCAAAUACAUAAUAUAAUUAUGUCCUACGUAUAUACUGCGGCCUGAGCUCAAACUUCAAUAUACACCAACGAUUCCUUACGUGACAGACAAAGCGGUGCAUUUGCUAAAAGUGGACGCAUCCCUUCCUCACUACAAUAGUUGCGAAUUUGAGCCAUAUUGGAGUUUGUGCUCGGUUUUUACUAGUUAUAGUUUGAUAUUGAUUUUAUGACCUCAGAAGGGACCGAGCAAAAAACUGGCGCAUAGGUUUUUCUACAACACUAAAAUAGUACAUUACGAUACAAGUGCGAAAAAUAGAAAAUUCGAAACGAGUGGCGAUAAAUUAAAACACGACCGAAGGGAGUGUUUUAAAUCGACACGAGUUGCGAAUUACCUAUUCGCACAUGUAUCGUACAACGUUUUACAGUACAUAUGGCCCUUUAAAUGUUCGACACAGUAACGUAAUAUGCUACUUCUCGCACUAGUGCUAUAAAGUAGCCCCAUAUGUACUGUAAAAUAUCAUUAUAGGUAGGGUAUGUCACCAAAUUUUAAGUCUGACCUUUGUAGCAGGACUUUUUGUAAUAAAUGUGAUAUUCUAUUCUAGGCGUUUACCUAAAUAUGCUUGUUACAGUACUUCACCAUGUACUUAAACUGUAGAUAAUAGUUUGAGAUAUACAUUAUAAUUAAUGUACAUUAAUUUAUAUUUAAAAUUUGUACUUACUUGUCAUUACCAUCUUUUUUAAGGAAACGACCUGAAGGGCUAAGAUGGUCGGCUCUUUAUCAUUUGUCACCAUGCCUGUCACGUUCUAACAAGUAUCUAAGUUCGAAAGUGACGGGCAUAGUGACAGGUGACAAAAAUGGAACCAUGCUGCCACCGCUGCAGUGGCAACAUGGUUCCAAAUGAUAAACAAUUACACUAAAUCUUAGCGCUACUGGUUACCAAUUUUAAAUUUAUAGUAAUAAUGCAGAAGCUCUUAGUGGUCUAUACCACUAAGAAAUAUACAUUUUGUCGCAGUGUAUUUUCUUGACUAUUUAAGAAAAGUUACGAGGUCACUUAUCUUAUUUUAAAUCUAAUAUCAGCCUGGCUAAAAUGGUCGGUUUUUUAUCAUCUGUCAUCAUGCCUGUCACGUUCUAACAAGUACGUAAGUGCGAAAGUGACGCAUGACUUGACAAGUGAUAAAAAUGCGACCAUGUUACCGCAGCAGGUUCCAUUUCUUUAUAUGAAAAAGGCGCUUAUUAAUAAAGUACAAUUAGAUCUGUGAAAAUGAAUUAAGAAAAUUUGUUCUCGGUACUGCCAUGUUUUAGCCAUAAUUAACCAUUGUUCCUUAAUUUUUACAAUUAUUGGUUACUUUAAUAUUAAUUUAUUUAACCAUACCUACACUUAGGUACUAUAACUUGUUUUAUUUUACGGAACAGUAUCGCUAGUUAUAUCAAAUUACCUGUGUAAAUUAUAUAAAUUUGUCAUAUUAUCAAAAUACAUUUUUAUGCUUGAUCUGAUGAAAUGAUAAUGAAAUAAUUGAUCUUACAUUCAGAUAAGACAAAAAAAAGAAAAACUAUUCUUGUUUUAGAGCGGCGCCGAUGUUUUCUCUUGUCUUAAGUAAGAACAAAACAAAAAGAGGAUAGAUUACUACCUUGAACGCACCUUGUUACCACAAUUUAAAUGCAGGGCCAGUUUGCUUUAUAGAUGCGCUUUUUUAGUUUUUUUAUCAUACUACAUACUUAAAUUCUCCGGAUUGAAAUAUGUACUGAUUACAAUCAAAAAGGAAACCUUGUCAACAACCGAGGUUGUACAGUCGCCAUCAGAUAUAUCGGAGCUGCUCAGAUGCUCUAAAAUAUCUGAACAUACACUUUAAAAUCUUGAGUCUAUAAGGGCCUCGCUAGCUGAUGGGCUAGGAGGGGGGGUGGGGGGGCAUACGUUUAGUUAGAAAUUUUGUUCAGCAGACCCCCCUUCCCUACCUCCCUUGGCGACGCCCAUGACAGACGCUUAUUCAGAUAUUUGUAAACAUCUCGGCCGCUUCGAUGUAUCUGAUGGUGACUGUAACUUUAGCCUGAAAAUUGCACAUAUAUUUUGCACUUACAUCAUUUUUUCAUAUAUAGUAUAAGAAGUAAGUCUAUAAGGAAAGGCAAAACAGUGUGUUAAAGACGUUACAAUACAGUAUUCAUUAUUUAUUUGAUCUUUUGACGUGGCUUUAACGUGUUCUUCUAAGAUAACGUGUUAUACUAACGACGACCAGACGUUCCGACGGACCGACGGGAAUGCAGCUAUAUGUUAGACUGAAAUAGUAAAAAACAUCUCCAUCUCCACUUUUAACAUAUACCUAAGUUAGAACUCGUCGGUUCGUCAAAUGGUCCCGUCGUCUGUUACUCUAUAACCAAGUAUUCUCAGUGGUAGUUUUAUGUACCUACACCGUGGUGAAUGUAUUUUGUAUUAUCUUUGUGUGUAGUGAUAGAUGUAAAAUAAAAUAUUUAUAUUUUAAUACAA
Molecule: messenger RNA, 9612 nt
Organism: Cydia pomonella (codling moth)
Lineage: Eukaryota; Metazoa; Arthropoda; Insecta; Lepidoptera; Tortricidae
Product: phospholipid-transporting ATPase ABCA1-like
Exons: 31
Coding region: 284-5371 (1695 amino acids)
Biological process (GO): transmembrane transport; lipid transport
Cellular component (GO): membrane; intracellular membrane-bounded organelle
Molecular function (GO): ABC-type transporter activity; ATP hydrolysis activity; ATP binding
Source: RefSeq, a predicted model, not a curated record